GAUAAAUUGCUAUUCAAUAUUUUUGAAAGAAAAAAAAUAAAUGAUAUAAUAGAUUAAAUAUUAUAAAAAGUUAGAAGAAAUUUUAAACUCUUCACUUUAAUCUCAUGAGGUUCUCCAUAUUGAUCUGAGUUACAAAUAAAUUGGUCACUAAGGUUCACUAUUAUUAAAUUCUUCUUUAGCAAAUUGCACUAAUCUCACAAAUUUGACACUUGAUCUUCGUUACAAUUAAAUUGGUGAUUAAAGUGCAUCAGGCUUAGGUUCUGCUUUAGCAAAUUGCACUAAUCUCUCAAAUUUGACACUUAAUCUUGGUUACAAUUAAAUUAGUAAUUAAGGUACAUUAAACAUAGGUUCUGCUUUAGCAAAUUGCACUAAUCUCUCAAAUUUAACACUUUUUCUAGUUGGAAAUAAAUUUGAUUAUUAAGGUUUAUCAGGCUUAGGUUCUGCUUUAGCAAAUUGCACUAAUCUCUCAAAUUUGACACUUAAUCUUGCUUAACUUUAAAUUGGUAGCUAAGGUGCAUUAGGCUUAGGUUCUGCUUUAGCAAAUUGCACUAAUCUCUCAAAUUUGACACUUGAUCUUAGAGGAAAUUAAAUUGGUGAUGUAGGUGCAUCAGGUUUAGGUUCUGCUAUAGCAAAUUGCACUAAUCUCUCAAAUUUGACACUUCAUCUUGGUGGAAAUUAAAUUGGCCAUUCAGGCGCAUCAGGCUUAGGUUCUGCUUUAGCAAAUUGUACUAAUCUCUCAAAUUUGACACUUUAACUUGGUUACAAUUAAAUUGGUGAUUAAGGUAUAUUAGGCUUAGGUUUUGCUUUAAAAAAUUGCACUAAUCUCUCAAAUUUGACACUUGAUCUUUGUUACAAUUAAAUUGGUCACUAAGGUGCAUCAGGAUUAGGUUCUGCUUUAGCAAAAUGCACUAUUCUCUCAAAUUUGAUACUUGAACUUGAUUACAAUUAAAUUGGUCAUCAAGGUGCAUCAGGCUUAAGUUCAGCUUUAGCAAAUUGCACUGAUCUCUAAAAUUUGACACUUAAUCUUGGUAAUAACAAAAUCAAUAAAUCAUAAUAAUUGAAAAUAAAAAGAAAGUGCUAUAAAUUAAAAAGAUUAGUUGUCUUUAUAAUAGAUUUCUUAUGUUGAUAGGCAAGUAAUGAAAAAGGAUGAAUAAAUAUAAAAUAUUUGAAUAAUAGAAACUAAUAUCUUUUAUUAUAUAAUAUUUUGUAAUAAGAUAAUUUAACCUAAAAUAUAGAUAGAUAAAUUUAUUAUUAUUUUUAUAUUGAUGGAUAUCAUAUUUUGGUAGGUUUAUAGACUCAAUUUUCACCAAAAAUAAUCAAAGCUUUUAAUUUUAAAUAUUAUCCUCUAUAAUAUUAAGUAAUCUGAGGGACUAUAAA
This is a messenger RNA of Tetrahymena thermophila SB210, 1377 nucleotides long. RefSeq lists its product as hypothetical. Gene Ontology annotation, biological process: activation of GTPase activity; nucleocytoplasmic transport. NCBI's taxonomy places the organism in Eukaryota, Ciliophora, Oligohymenophorea, Hymenostomatida, Tetrahymenidae. The record is from RefSeq and is a predicted model, not a curated record. Gene Ontology annotation, cellular component: perinuclear region of cytoplasm; nucleus; cytosol. The transcript has 13 exons. Gene Ontology annotation, molecular function: GTPase activator activity; small GTPase binding.